Cyclocybe aegerita is the source of this 516-nucleotide messenger RNA. NCBI's taxonomy places the organism in Eukaryota, Fungi, Basidiomycota, Agaricomycetes, Agaricales, Hemipholiotaceae. The record is from the annotation of a GenBank genome assembly.
AUGGCUCAGACGGCGCAGAAAGCCUCUACCUCGGGCAAGCGGAAGGCGCCUGCCACCGACUCAGACCCGCCAACACCGGUGGCCAAAAAGAAGAAGGCAGCCACAGCCAGGAAGAGUACAGGUGGACGUGCUCCCCCUCCGGCGCGCGCUAGCGCUGGCAGGCCAUCCACAGAUGGAGAGAGGAAGAAGAGGCGUUUCCGACCAGGUACAAAGGCAUUGCGUGAGAUACGCAAGUAUCAGAAAAGCACAGACCUUCUGCUGCAAAAGCUCCCAUUCUCACGUAUAGUUCGCGAAAUCACCCAAGAGAUGACAACGGACACGAAUGCUAAUCUCGGUGUUGACCUUCGCUGGCAAAGUUCAGCUCUUCUUGCCCUGCAGGAAGCGACGGAGGCAUAUCUGGUUCACCUAUUCGAAGACGCGAACCUGUGCGCGAUUCAUGCGAAGCGAGUGACACUCAUGACACGCGAUAUUCAACUUGCACGCCGCAUUCGUGGACCUUGGGGCGGUCUUGGAUGA